AUGGCCCUCGUACAGUCGUCUGGCCCGCCUUUUGUACCUCCUCCCGCCGAUCUCACUUUGCCAGAAGUGUUCCUUGACCGCAAGCUGAAACACUCCACAACAACACAGGAGUAUCCACAGAUACCCACAUUAAUUGACGCUGAAAGUGGACGAACCGUAUUCCUUUCUGAACUUCGUAAUCGUACAGAUUGUUUGGCCAGAUCCUUUGCAAAGCAAUUUGGUUUAGUCAGUCUGCUUGCUGCGAACCAUACAGACUAUCCUGUAUGUAUAUGGGCGGCUCAUAGGCUGGGUGCGAUCGUCGCCCCAACAAGUCCUGGCCUCACGACCGGUUAUCAAUUCGAGGUUACUAAGCCGUCGAUCAUCAUUGCCGAUGCAGAAAAUGUCUCUAUCGCAGCCCAGGCCGCGAAGCGCCACAACAUCUCCAGGAGUCGCAUCAUCGUACUAGGAGGCGAUCCUACUGGGGAAGCCACAGCAUACGAGUCGGUGAACGUGCUUAUCAAUCACGGGCGACACCUUCCCAACAUUCAUACGUUUCGUCUCGAGCCUGGAGCUGGAUCAUCUAAGGUGGCGUUUCUUUGCUUCUCUUCAGGAACAACCGGAAAACCAAAGGCAGUGUCUAUCUCUCACCAAACCGCGAUAUGUAACGUCCUCCAACUAGCUACCUUUGAUGGAUUAAAUAUGAACUUGCCUGGAGUGGAGCCACGAUAUAGGCCAGGAGAUGUUUGCACUGGAGGUAUUGUACAUGAAGAUAUUUAUGGUCUUGCAAUGAAUUUACAUUUUAUUCUAUACUGCCAGAUGACUCUUGUCAUUACGCGUAAAUUUGACUUCCUGAAAUUUCUAGAAGGGAUUAAAAAAUACAGAAUCACCCAUCUUAUGAUCGUUCCACCUCAGGUCAUUCUUCUUUGCAAGCACCCCGCAGCUCUGAAAGCCGAUUUAUCCGGCAUCCGAUAUUGCAUGGUAGCGGCUGCUCCUCUCACAAUCGAGCUUACUCAACACCUUAUCAAGAAACUGCCAAAUGCUUGUCUUGGGCAAGGGUACGGUAUGACAGAAAUGUGCGGUGCAGUCAGCAUGUGGCCUCUCUCCCAAAGAAUAGGGACUGUCGGCAGCGGAGGCCAGCUUAUAUCUGGCACUACCGCUAAAGUGGUCAAGUCUGAUGGAUCUAUUGCUGCAAUUGGCGAGUCUGGGGAGCUCUGGGUUAAAGGCAAUCAAAUAACGCUCGGAUAUUACAAGAAUGAGGCAUCUACGCGUGAAGCAUUCCAGAAUGGAUGGUAUAAAACCGGAGACGAGGUAAAGAUUGAUUCCAACGGUGAUCUAUUUAUCAUCGACCGCAUUAAGGAAAUGAUUAAAGUCAAAGGGUUCCAAGUCGCACCUGCAGAGCUCGAAGGCCAUCUCAUUGACCACCCAAGCAUCGCAGAAGUCGGCGUCAUAGGAGUUCCAGACGAAUAUGCUGGAGAGCUUCCUCUAGCGUUCAUUGUACUGCGUCAGCAAGCUGCCGAGGAGAUAAAAAAUAACCCAGCUGCAGCAUCCUCGCUUAAAGCAGAUAUAUACAAAUUUGUGAAGAAUGCGAAGUCUCGUUAUAAAUGGCUCGACGGAGGUAUUGAAUUUGUUGAUUCAAUUCCUAAGAGUCCUAGUGGCAAGAUUCUAAGGCGCAUUCUUCGCGAUAGUAUUGUAAACAAGACUCGAACGCCACACGUAAAACCAAAGUUGUGA
Molecule: messenger RNA, 1710 nt
Organism: Psilocybe cubensis
Lineage: Eukaryota; Fungi; Basidiomycota; Agaricomycetes; Agaricales; Agrocybaceae
Exons: 18
Coding region: 1-1710 (569 amino acids)
Biological process (GO): secondary metabolic process
Molecular function (GO): CoA-ligase activity
Source: RefSeq, a predicted model, not a curated record